Molecule: messenger RNA, 1455 nt
Organism: Suillus subaureus
Lineage: Eukaryota; Fungi; Basidiomycota; Agaricomycetes; Boletales; Suillaceae
Exons: 4
Coding region: 341-1126 (261 amino acids)
Source: RefSeq, a predicted model, not a curated record
GAGGCUAAUUCCUUUCCACUACCAGGCUGCACGACCUAUAUGAUAUUCUAAUCAGAAUAUUUUGAGCCUACGACAAGUCAUCCAUUUAGCAGGAGCAGGAUUAGGACCGUCUUGUUUCGGACGAGAAGGUGUUACCUUACGCCAUCGAAAAAUCUGAUCUGACGGCUUGAGACUUCACGGAGGGCAUUGCAGCUGGAAUCCUAGAUUAGGUGCUGUGACUUCUGCAAGCUGAUCGUGUUGCUGCAUGGUAGCAAGGAGGGACGUGAUGUCCAUGGCUCAUGCGUUGGUAUACAGCGCCUCGCAGCGGGGGUGAAGGUGUGAUGUGACUGACGGGUGUGUGAUGGUCAGCCAUACGGCUUGGGGUGUCGGCGACUUCAAACUCCGUCAAAGCACCGCCACCUGUACUCAGACUUGUCGGCCAUUUCAGAGACAUCCUCCUACGAGUCUGAAUCCUACCACUAGAGUAUACCUCGACACGCCUGGCCCCAUGUCGUGGCAGCCAGGACAAUCAAGGUCACAGGAUCUUUCUGUGGCACCCCUACCGCUCACACAGACACAACGUGAUGAAUUUGAUCAAGUUAUACUCGGCGCAAUUCACCCUGAUGAUCUGCGCAUAAUGCAAGACUCUGAGGCCGCAGACACGGGCUUGGAUCGAGUGUUCUCUACGUUUCUCGCUACCACUUAUGUCCAUACCAUCAAUUUCUUCAAUCGCCACAAGUUGGAAAAUGUGCUUGACCACACAAAGUUCAUGCCCGCGUCUUUAGAACAACAUCCUCAACUAAGCAAGGUGAUCCACGACGCCUGCCGGACAGGCCUUUACUCCCGCAUUCUUGACCUAAAAAUAAUGCAAAUGUCCGACACUAGCUCCCCUACGCGGCCCGAGUUGGCUCAAGGCAAAGACGAGUUUGAAUUCCUUUACAAUUCAUUCGUCAGACCUUACAUUGGGGAGGCGGUAGACGGCUUUUAUGAGUACCUAAAAAAAAACGACAAGAAGUUCAAGGGAAGUGGCCUCAGGAGGCCUUAUUACGCUAAAUUCUGUUCCAUUGUGCAGAGCUCUGGCACAGGGAAAUCGAGAUUAAUGACUGAGGUUGGCAUUUUAAAGUGCAUACAUGUCUCAGAUGGCUAAAAGUAUCCAAUUAGCUCCGGAACAAAGGCGUUCUUGUUUUGUACAUGAACCUGCGUGAAUCAAGUGAUCAUACAGGCUUCCCUAAGCGAGACCUAGUGCCUGCGCGUAUAUUGGUAGAUUAUACAACGGACUGCACUCAAGCCGAAUAUACCGCUCGUUGUUGCGCCUUCUUCGCGGCCAUAUUCCAGGCGCUCCAGCAGGAUCUGAGCAGCAAGCUACCUUCACUGCGCUCUAGCAGUACUGAUGCUGUGGUAAAGGAAUGGAACGACAAAAUGUGCGACAUGCGCUCGGCAGCUCGUACUGAGUUCUUUGAGAUAGUGAAAUCUCGA